This is a messenger RNA of Enhydra lutris kenyoni (northern sea otter), 1221 nucleotides long. Its product is annotated as ring-box 1. Gene Ontology annotation, biological process: protein ubiquitination; ubiquitin-dependent protein catabolic process. Gene Ontology annotation, molecular function: zinc ion binding; ubiquitin protein ligase activity; cullin family protein binding. NCBI's taxonomy places the organism in Eukaryota, Metazoa, Chordata, Mammalia, Carnivora, Mustelidae. Gene Ontology annotation, cellular component: nucleus; cullin-RING ubiquitin ligase complex. The record is from RefSeq and is a predicted model, not a curated record. The transcript has 5 exons. The coding region runs from base 42 to 467 and encodes 141 amino acids.
CGCAGGCGCAGUGGCAGGACGACAGACCGUGUGUUUCCAAAAUGGCGGCAGCGAUGGAUGUGGAUACCCCGAGCGGCACCAACAGCGGCGCGGGCAAGAAGCGCUUUGAAGUGAAAAAGUGGAAUGCAGUAGCCCUCUGGGCCUGGGAUAUUGUGGUUGAUAACUGUGCCAUCUGCAGGAACCACAUUAUGGAUCUUUGCAUAGAAUGUCAAGCUAACCAGGCGUCCGCUACUUCUGAAGAGUGCACUGUUGCAUGGGGAGUCUGUAACCAUGCUUUUCACUUCCACUGCAUCUCUCGCUGGCUCAAAACACGGCAGGUGUGUCCGUUGGACAACAGAGAGUGGGAAUUCCAAAAAGCAGAGUUGUCCUGUGAGCACAUCGCUUGGUCACGAGGAAUCCUGGUCCACAGCCUGGUCAUCAAUGGCGGUCUCAGGCAAGUCGUCUCUGCUCCGCCCUUUCCCCUGUAGAACGGCUCUUAAGAACUAAAUGGCAUCAUAUGUGCACAGAAAGAAGCUUUGUAAACUGUAAAACCACUAUACGAAUGUUAACCUUGACCGUGUAUGACAUGUUGCUUUCUCUUCUUGGUUUAGAAAAAUUAACCUGAAAAAAAUCUAAUAUGUAAUUUUGGCUGGCAAAAGAAGAAUUUAUGAACUCAAGUUGAAAAUUGGUGUAUUAAAGUGUCCACUUAAAAUGGAAUUAAAAAGAAUUCAAAUUGCCUUUACCACCACAAUCUUUUGCAGUUUGUUUAAAAUGUCUUGGCCAUGGGGGUGCCUGGCUGGCUCAGUCCGUAGAGCAUGCGACUCUUGAUCUUGGGGUCAUGAGUUCAAGCCCCACAUUGGGUAUAAAGAUUACUUUAAAAAAUAAAUAAAAAGUCUUGGCCAUGGAAGAACUUGCCAGUUCUAAAACUAACUCAGUGGUGAUAUAGUCUUUAACUGAAAAACAGUCUAGUUUACUGUAGUGGUUCUCAAACUAUGGUCGAAGGACUCCUGUGGGCUCCUGGAACCCUAUCAGAAGAUUCACGAAGUUCCUGUUCCACUAUAUGUCUGCAUGAGGCCAGCUUUUCCUUCUGUCCUUCAACCAAAGCAAUGCACUGAAUGAAGAAGCAGGCAGGAGAAGCCAGCUGUCUUCUAUUAGAUGUGAAAGGUUUGCAAAAAUGUAAAACAGUGCCACUCUUUAAUUCUUUUGUUUUGAAGAAUAGUGGCUUUUAAUAAAAAUAUUUAU